AGAAGCAUCUCACUGAGAUACUGAAACCCACCCCCACCCUACCCCCCCAUCUCAGAGGAUUUGGUCUUUGGGGACUUCAGGAUGGAAGCCUCGUGUUUAAGAGUUUCCUUGCUGCUGCUGCUUCCAGGAUUUGUCCUCAGUGACAGCUCGGACAGACACGCUGCCAAUCGGAGCGACUUGGGGACCCACCUGCCCACUUUCUCAGGGAUGGAAUCCAGCAUACUCCUCACCACCAGGCAGCCCUUGGUGUCCAACCAAACUGUCAGGUGCUCCCAGCAGACUAAGAUUGCAGAGACCUUCAAAUACAUUAACACGGUGGUGUCCUGUGCUAUUUUCAUCGUGGGGAUGGUUGGGAAUGCAACUCUGCUGAGGAUCAUUUACCAGAACAAGUGCAUGAGGAACGGCCCCAACGCGCUGAUCGCCAGCCUGGCCCUAGGAGACCUCAUCUACAUUGUCAUUGAUAUUCCUAUCAUGGUCUACAAGCUCCUUGCUCAGAAGUGGCCCUUUGGAAAUUCUGAAUUUGGACAGUUUCUUUGCAAAUUCCUUCCCUUUAUACAGAAGGCAUCAGUGGGGAUCACAGUCCUUAAUCUCUGUGCCCUUAGUGUGGACAGGUACAGAGCAGUUGCCUCCUGGAGCCGUGUGCAGGGCAUUGGAAUCCCAAAGAUCACAGCUAUUGAAAUUUUCUCCAUUUGGCUCCUGUCCUUCAUCCUGGCUAUUCCAGAAGCAAUUGGCUUUGCUGUGGUCCGGUUCAGGUACAAAGAUGAAGACUAUGUCACCUGCAUGCUCAACCCAACAAACAAUUUUAUGCUGUUUUACAAGGAUGCCAAGGACUGGUGGCUGUUUGGCUUCUAUUUCUGCAUGCCCCUGGCCUGCACUGCCAUCUUUUACACGCUGAUGACCUGCGAAAUGUUAAACCGGAGAAACAGCAACUUGAGAAUCGCUCUCAGUGAACACCUCAAGCAGAGACGAGAAGUUGCCAAGACAGUUUUCUGCUUAGUAGUGAUUUUUGCUCUUUGCUGGUUCCCUCUCCACCUGAGCCGAAUCCUGAAGAAAAUGGUUUACAACGAGAGAGACCCCGGCAGAUGUGAACUGCUCAGUUUCCUGCUGCCACUGGAUUAUAUCAGCAUCAACCUGGCCACCAUGAACUCUUGUAUAAACCCAAUAGCUCUGUAUUUUGUGAGCAAGAAGUUCAAGAAUUGUUUCCAGUCCUGCCUUUGCUGCUGCUGCUCCCAGUCUAAGAGUCUAGUGACUUCAGUGCCCAUGAAUGGAACAAGCAUCCAGUGGAAAAAUCAAGAACUAAACAACCACAACACAGAUCGAAGCAGCCAUAAAGACAGCAUAAACUGAAAAGUGAGGACUCUGAUACCACCUCAGAAUCAAAAGGAGGAAGAAAAAAGUCACAACAAAGCUAUUUCAACAGGAAGCCCAGUGACUGUGCCAGAAUCAGUUCAGAGCUGUGCACCCUUGUGCCUAAUUCUAGAGGUGACUGAGCAGAUUGACUGAUGCUAACUGUGAUGUUCUGUGAACUGAGAUGCACUGGAUGGUAACUCUGCCUCUGCAAGUGAGAUGGAUGGGAUUGUGACACCAAAGAACUGACCUGAACUGCACAGGUGGUUUGCUCUUCUGAACCAAGCAGGAACUGUCCAGUGUCUGUGACUGGUACAAUAUAAUCUUAUUACCUGAUUAUCACCUAGAAUUAAUCACUCUAGAGUCUUUCAGAAGAUAUCAACAUGGAAUCUCUCUGUGACUGUAUUUCCUCUCUGCCCAUUUGUCUUUUAACUCUUUAUUUGUGCAGUGGAUAUAUCCCAUACACCAGUAUGUUUUGCAUGUUGUUGUUGUUGUUGUUGUUCAGGUUUUUACAUUGGAAAAGACUUUGGUCCACACCAGUAUUUUAUUUACUUGCAUUGCAGUGGGUCAGGACAUGAACUGGGCAGUUCACAUUUGUAGCACUUCAGUACUCAAAAAUAGGAAGAGACCAUUUAAAGCAGCGUCAACAUUUGGCACUUAAACACAGAUGAAUACCAAAAGAAAAGGGGGGGAGAAAAGGUAUUAAUAAUGCAGUACUCUACUGUGUUAUUUAUUCUAAUGCUUUGUACAAAGUAAGCAUAAUAAACAUAUUCUAUAUCAGCAAAGAAAGAAUGAGAGAUGCCCACAGAGGGGCACCUUAACGAUGUGUUGUCAAUUAACCUGCCAUGUUAAUUCUUAAACUAUAGGAAUCUAUUAAUCUAUUUAGGCUAUAGCUGUGUGAAAUGAAGAGUGGCAAGGAGGAUCAGUGGAACACAGUGGAACAUCACUAAAGCUGUCCCA
This is a messenger RNA of Dryobates pubescens (Downy woodpecker), 2307 nucleotides long. It is a transcript of the gene EDNRA, whose product is annotated as endothelin receptor type A. The transcript is spliced from 7 exons. NCBI's taxonomy places the organism in Eukaryota, Metazoa, Chordata, Aves, Piciformes, Picidae. The coding region runs from base 82 to 1347 and encodes 421 amino acids. Gene Ontology annotation, molecular function: endothelin receptor activity. The record is from RefSeq and is a predicted model, not a curated record. Gene Ontology annotation, cellular component: membrane. Gene Ontology annotation, biological process: G protein-coupled receptor signaling pathway; regulation of blood pressure; enteric nervous system development.